CAGAGUUCGUCGUAUUGCAGUUUUUGUAAGAUGUUCACCAUGCUAUGUCGUAGACAAACGGGCCUUCUCUUGCUCUACUCCACUGUGCAAAUAUUGUUCACUGUGCUCGCUUACUCGAAAAGCUUGGCUCAGACGAGCAGGAAGCUGGAAAGUGGCAACACUUCCACCUCGCACACAUUGCGCAUCACCAAGAUGCAGUGCAUCGAUGCACCGUACAAGCUUGCGCUGCUGGAACGCUGCAAAAUGGAGCAGUUCGCAAACGGGACGGUCGGGUUAAACAUUUCCAUCCACGUACCGACAAUAGUCAACUACGUGGAAAUAUUGGCCAAGACGUACUACAAGUACACCACCUACCGGCCGUUCAUGAUCGACUGGAGCAUGGAGUAUUGUCAGGCGGCACGUGUAGGCAAGUUUAAUCCUUCCACUGCGCUGGUGAUGCGCAUCAUUGAGGAAAGUCUGCCACAGUUUUACUACCCCUGUCCACACGGUAACCGAACGUACUCAUCCUUCUGGCUGCUGGAACCGAAGUUCAUUCCCAGUGUGUUACCUUCCGGCAACUACCGAUUGGAUGUCUACUUCCGCGAUUCAGCACAAGCGGUUAUAUUUGCUGUGCAAGUGUUUGGAGUUGUACGCAAGCAAGGACUGAUCGGUUGAGUUUGAUUUGCUGCUGAUGAUGAUCGCACCUGACGUUAAAUAAAAAUAUUAUUCUGGAUUGAGCAAUUAUAGCAAAACGGAUUUACAUUCGAAUGAUCUCUAGUGGUGAACGUGCAUAAUGUUAAAAUUGGGAUAAAGAUCGCACAGUCGGAGUUCGUAUUAGGCAACAGAAUCUAACGAACCUCUGAUAGGAGAGGCCAUUAGGGUAAGAUAGACUAGAACCUAUGACUACUCAAGACCCAAACAAAUGAAGAACUACAAAGCCCAUGCCAAUUUUCCCACAUGAUCGCCGCUCGUGUUUCCAAUUGUAUGCUCAUGACUUCUUUAUCCCUAGUGCUACUACUCCGAGACGACUUGGCCUGCCAUUUCCAGCUUCAUCGACUUGAUUUACCUUUAUAUUUGAAUAUCCAACUCUCCAUCCAGUCUAAUCCACCACCGCCAUCAGCGUGAUUAAAAUGCCAUUUGAUCUAUAAAAUGCUACCUAAUAACCCACGAUUGCGCUAUUAAUUGUUCACAAAAAAAGGUGACCAGCGCUUAACUUCAAUCAGCAAUCGUUGUUUAGUAAAUGGUCUUCAAUUUUAAGCCUGGCUGACUUUCCGUUCCGGCUUAGUUUCACUCUACUCACUAUUAUGGACAGAACAGUAGCUAGGCCGAGUAGCAUUCUGCUCCUGUUUUGUCUUUUCGCCCAACUGACUCUCGCUCGAUUGUCGUACGGCGCAAAACAACCGGACAAGAAGAUUGCGGCCGGUAAAUUUAAUCAUACCUUACGCAUCACCAAAAUGCUGUGCGUACGUACACCGUACAAGUACACGAU
This is a messenger RNA of Anopheles stephensi (Asian malaria mosquito), 1468 nucleotides long. RefSeq lists its product as uncharacterized. The coding region runs from base 31 to 654 and encodes 207 amino acids. Lineage: Eukaryota; Metazoa; Arthropoda; Insecta; Diptera; Culicidae. The transcript has 2 exons. The record is from RefSeq and is a predicted model, not a curated record.